Molecule: messenger RNA, 504 nt
Organism: Cylicocyclus nassatus
Lineage: Eukaryota; Metazoa; Nematoda; Chromadorea; Rhabditida; Strongylidae
Source: the annotation of a GenBank genome assembly
AUGGGUGAUUUCGUUAUAAGACGUAUCUCAACUGAUAUGAACAUCACUGUGGAAGCUGCCAAUAAGAUCGCCAAGAAAAUGGCAGUGGCUAUCUCAAAAUACAAGGACUACCUGGAUUUGUUUUUGGCAUCUCAAUUAUGUAGCUCAUUCCUGAUUACUGCGGCCACCUCAACUUUUGGCUGGUGGCUUGCUUUCUUUGUGCAAAACCAAAAUGCAGUCUACUACUUGAACGAUACCAGAAGACAUGCAGACAAAGUGCCCAGCAAGGAACUCUUUUUAAAAUCAUGGCAGUUAUACACCGAAUAAAAGGAACAGCCAUUUCGCUGUGAUGUGUCAUCAUGUGGCAGUUCUUGCUACAAUUAACAUCUAUGUGAUCAUGGCAAACACAUUAUUAGAUGAUGUACGCAAUGCAUAACCAGUGCUAUCUCAAAGCUAGAUCUAGUUGUCGCCAUUGUCAAUAUUUGAGCAUUCAGUCAAAAUUUUGACACGUUUUCUCUACAGCCG